Molecule: messenger RNA, 1811 nt
Organism: Gigantopelta aegis
Lineage: Eukaryota; Metazoa; Mollusca; Gastropoda; Neomphalida; Peltospiridae
Product: probable arginine--tRNA ligase, mitochondrial
Exons: 18
Coding region: 77-1789 (570 amino acids)
Biological process (GO): arginyl-tRNA aminoacylation; mitochondrial translation
Cellular component (GO): mitochondrion
Molecular function (GO): arginine-tRNA ligase activity; ATP binding
Source: RefSeq, a predicted model, not a curated record
AGAUGGCGGCCUCCAGAGAGAAAACGUGAAAAAACAUUUGUCUGCAAGAAUUUUCAUAUAUAUUCCGUAUAUUAAAAUGGCAACUUAUUUUAAAAGAACAUCUGUUCACAAGAUCAUACAAUCAUUAAUUCGCCUUGGUCAGCUUGGAUUUAAGGAUGGAAGAAAACUUGAAGACAGUUUAGUCAGUCUUAUCAGAGUCAGAGAAGCCUCCAAAAUGUUCAAAGCGUCAGAGCGGCAGUUGGAGUUGCGAGCAGACAGCCUGUCAACCCUUGUGGGUGAAGGCUGGAAAGAGUCUGUUGUAAAUGAUAAGGUUAACCUCAGUGAUACAGAAAAUGUCUAUCUUGAUAAAGACUUUAUUCGUGUCCAGUUGGAUAAUCGUGAAUUUAGCCAGCACAUUUUGAAAAAUAUCCAGCAGGCAGGACCAAGUUAUGGAUAUGAGAGACUUGAAUCAUCACCAGAAACGGUGCUCGUUGAAUACAGUUCUCCAAACAUUGCCAAACCCUUUCAUGCAGGCCAUCUACGGUCGACCAUCAUUGGUAAUGUUAUUGCCAAUCUGUACGAAGCUCUGGGACAUAACGUGAUCCGCUUGAAUUUUCUUGGUGAUUGGGGAACACAGUUUGGGCUUUUGGCAGCUGGAUUUAAGAAGUACGGUCAGUUUAAAAAGCUGGAAGAAAGGGAUCCAAUGUUACACUUGUUUGAGGUGUAUGUGCGAAUCAACCAGGAUGUGUCUGCAGAGGAUGAAUCAGAUAUGAGAAAAAAAGCAACGUAUGCCGAGGGUCUUGAGUUAUUCAGGAAGCUUGAACAAGGUGAUCCUGAGAUAGUGUCUUUGUGGAAAACAUUCCGGAAAAUCACCAUGGAAGAAAACAACAAAAUGUAUGAGAGAUUAGGAAUCAAGUUUACAGAGACCCACACAGAGUCCAUGUACAAUGACAAGGUCAAGGACAUAGUAAAACGACUGGAGAAGGAAGGACUUCUGAAAUAUAAUGAAUCUGGUGUAGGGUACAUGGAUGUUAUGUUUGCUGGAAGACUAGGACCUGCCAAACUCGUCAAGAGUGAUGGAACGUCGUUGUAUCUAUCCAGAGAUGUAUCGGCAGCUGUUGAUCGUUAUGAAAGGUUCAAGUUUGAUAGGAUGCAUUAUGUGGUCGAAAUGGGUCAACGGUCACAUUUUGAGCAGCUCAUUGGAGUACUCAGACUAAUGAAAGAACCGUGGAUACUAGAAAGGGAACUCGGCGACGUUCACAUACAGUUUGGUCGCAUUGAAGGGAUGAGCACACGGAAGGGGGAGGUAAUCUUCCUGCGAGAUAUUGUCGAUGAAGCCAAAUCCAGGAUGAUCAAAACUCUGAAAGAAAAACAAACAACACGAGACGGCAUUGAAGUGGAAGAAGUCAGUGACAGGCUAGGAAUCAGCUCCAUAAUCGUACAGGACUUGAAAGAUCGACGGAUUCGCAACUACAAAUUCAGCUGGGACCGAAUGCUCAACUUCAAAUCAGAUUCUGGAGUCUUCCUACAGUAUUGCCAUGCGAGACUGUGCAGCAUGCAGAGAACUUGUGGAGUGGAUCUUCAGGACGGUGCAGCUGUUGAUAGUCUGGUUGAAGAAGAGGCACAGCAGUUAGUUCUACACAUGGCCAGAUAUCCAGACGUGGUCCAGAAAGCCUGGGUAAACUUGGAGCCAUGUUAUAUUGUUCAGUACUUGUUCCGAUUAGCACAUUUGACGAAUGUGGCUUACAGCCAUCUACCAGUAAAAGGACAGCACUCUGAUGUAGCACAGGUAGGACAGUCAGAUUUAUAGCUUUCUUGGUGUAUAAUAUAUG